This is a messenger RNA of Cuscuta epithymum, 7033 nucleotides long. NCBI's taxonomy places the organism in Eukaryota, Viridiplantae, Streptophyta, Magnoliopsida, Solanales, Convolvulaceae. The record is from the annotation of a GenBank genome assembly.
AUUUACUUGGCUUCUAAGAGAAGAGAACCGAUCAGAACAAAGAAAGAGAGAAAGGAGAGAGCAGUUCGCAGUUUUCGUCACUGUGCGUAGGGUUGAUUGUUCAGCCCAUAUCUUGAGCUUCACUCGUUCAAAUCAGGCGUGUGAGGUGUCCAGAGAAAGCUCUUAAAACAAGGAUUCUGGAAUGGUGUAGAUCGCGACGAUCGGAGUUGAGGAAGGCUUCCAAAUCUGCGUUGGAAAGUACGACCCUGCAGCAGGGUUUCUUCUUCUCUAGGGGAAGAGAACUCGCCGGGGAACACCUCUUCGAGAGGGCUGUUUAGUUUCGUGGCAGGAGGGUGGAGCCAACUGCUGGGAGCAGGCUACUGCUCACCCAUCCUUAAGCGAGGAGUCGGCUGCCAACCUUUUCUUGGCCGAGGCGUGAUCGUUGGAGCGAGAAAGGAAGGCUAAAGCUCAUUAAGGUUGAGGCUUGAGCUUGCUACCUGUGCCCGUUGCUCGGGUGAUCAUUCGGAGAGAAGACGUGAAAUGGACCGUGGUGGCAGGAUUACUAGGAGGAACCCGACCGGCCGUGUACCAGUGGAGACUGGACAGGGCAGUCGAAGGACCUCUAGGGCAUCUAGAGGAGCUGGCCGUGGAGGCCGAUCACAGACCGUGAGUGACGGUCAUGUCGACACAGAAAGUGAAACCUACUGGUCCUAUGAGGACUCGACUUACCAACCGGAAACUGAGCCGGUUGAGACCCCUUACGAAGGGGAUGACGAUGAUGUAAGUGAUGAAGAAGGGGAGAAUGACUCCCUAGCCAGAAUUGAGGCGCUGCUCCAGCAAUAUCAGCGGGAGCGCGAGGAAAGGAGGGAACGCCGAAGGCGCCGAGGAGGGCGAACUUCGGGAGGGGCUUCAAGAGGAAGAAGCCAUGGCGACUCUAGGGCCCACAUUGAACCACAUGGGGGCCGGGGUGAUGGAGGUCCGAUCAUAAGGAUCUCCAAAUACCUCAAAGAGGCACGAGACUUGGGGUGCAAACCCUUCAAUGGAGCGGGUGACAUCUCGGUCGCCGCGGAAUGGACCAAGAGGUUGAACGAAGCAGCCCUUGAUAUGCAACUCACCCCCGAAUUCAAGCUAAGGGUGGCGGUAAGAUUGCUUGAAGGGAUGGCAUCCACAUGGUGGGACGGAGCCAAGGGAAAGUAUGGCAAUACCGUGACUUGGGAGAAUUUCCGACAGGAGUUCUUUGCCCAGUACUAUUCUGAUUUUGAGGUGAACGCCAAGAGGAGAGAGUAUACCCUCCUGACCCAAGGUGGCAAAAUGACGGUGAGGCAACUCGAACACAAAUUCAGGGAGCUCGCGGAGUUCAUACCGGAGUAUGUCUGUGACGAGAACCGGAUGGUAAACCACUUCUGGGAUGCCUUGGACUUGGAGGUGCGUGAGAGGGCAACACAGUUGCCUAACAUGACCUUUAGCCAAGUGGUCGAGCAAGGGUUGAAAGGGGAGAAACAGUGGGAGGAGAGGAAGAAGAGAGACGUCGAGGAGGCGAAAAAGAGGAAGUGGGAGAGUCAUGGCUCCCAAGGUUCCAACAAAAAGGGAAAUCAUGGAGGAGGAUCUUUCCGUGCACCGUCGCCACCAUCUAGGGGGAACCAGGGCUUGAGCAGGCAUGACUCGGGGUCACAAGCCUCGGGGAUGCCUCGUUGCUCGAAUUGCAAGAAGAGUCACCUCGGAAAAUGCCGUGAACCCCCUAGAUGCUUCCAAUGCGGGAACACCGGGCAUUUGAAGGCGCAUUGCCCACAAUUGGGUGGGCCAAGGUCAUCAGGACCAAGUAGCGGGGCUACGGGAACAAGAAACCAAGCCGGGGGUUCCCAAGUAACCAGGGGGCAAGGGGGAGCAAGCGCGAGCAACGCACCAUCCGUGAACCAAGGAAGGACCCAGGCUAGGAUCUACGCGAUGACGGAGGCGGAUGCUCAAGCUAACCCGGAUUCCGUUGCAGGUAUUGCCCCUCGUAUAAUAGUGUUUUAUCCUUAAUUAGUCCAUAAAUUAAGGUUACUAAUUGUUAGGAUCAAUGCACGAAGUUUUGGGGUCGAACCGGGAAGAUUUCGGACCAUUUCGGGCUGUUUUCACCCAGGCACGAUCGUGCCUAAGGCAGGCACGAUCGUGUCUCCAAGGCAGUAGCGUCCUGGGCAUUUUCCCAAGCCAGGCACGAUCGUGCCUACCCCAGGCACGCCGUGCCUGGCACCCAGAUUGCCGAAUUGCGAUUUUUCGCACCGUUUUGCGACGUUAAGACCUUUUCUUGAUCCCUAACGUGCGUGUGAACAUUGUAACCUUCUAUAAAUGAGUAGGGAGGGUAGGAAAGAUGUCUUACAUGGUUCAUGAAUGUAGGGACACUAAAGAUUAAUGGGAAGGAUGCGCGAAUCCUUAUCGAUACCGGGGCGCAACGUUCAUUUGUGAAUGAAGCGUUCGCCAAGAGAUUGGAAGUGCAAUCCGCACCAUUGAUGCAAACCUUAGUGGUAUCAACACCACUAGGGGAUGACGUGGAAAGAACUUGUUACUAUCUAUCUUGUGGAGUGGAAGUUAAUGGUCAAACCUUGACGUGUGACUUCGUACCGCUGAACAUGAUUGAAUUCGAUGCAAUCCUAGGGAUGGAUUGGCUAGAAAAGAACCAUGCUAGGGUAGAUUGCUACACGAAGGUUCUUGAACUCGAAGGCAAUGAUGGGGAGACCCUACGCUUCGAGGGCGAUCGAGGGAGAUCAAAUAGCUGUAUCAUAUCCGCCGUGAGAGCGAGAAGUAUGAUGAGGAAGGGAUGUCAUGCGUAUCUUGCAUAUGUGAUUGACAAGACCAAAGAUGAGACGAAUAUCAAUGACGUAAGGGUGGUUUGUAAGUACCCAGAUGUCUUCCCUGAUGACCUACCGGGGCUUCCACCCGAUAGGGAGAUUGAGUUUGUGAUCGAGGUUGAGCCCGGCACCAAACCAAUCUCUAUACCACCAUACCGAAUGGCACCAGCUGAACUUGAUGAGUUAAAAACCCAACUGCAAGAGCUAUUGGAUACCGGUUUCAUUAGACCAAGUUGUUCACCGUGGGGAGCACCAGUCCUCUUUGUGAAGAAGAAGGAUGGGACCCUCCGGAUGUGUAUUGAUUACCGGCAGUUGAACAAGGCCACCAUCAAGAACAGGUAUCCUCUACCUAGGAUUGAUGACUUGUUCGACCAACUUCGAGGGGCAACGGUAUUCUCGAAGAUCGACCUAAGGUCGGGGUACCACCAACUGAAGAUCAAGGAGAGUGAUAUACCGAAGAGUGCUUUUCGCACAAGGUAUGGUCACUUUGAGUUCUUGGUUAUGUCGUUUGGGCUGACAAACGCGCCGGCGGCAUUCAUGGACUUGAUGAACCGAUUAUUUCAUAAAUACUUGGAUCAGUUCGUGAUCGUGUUCAUAGACGAUAUCUUGAUUUACUCAAGGAGUGAAGAAGAGCAUGAGCGGCACUUGGUUCUGGUUCUUGAAACACUACGAGAGAAGCAACUCUACGCUAAGUUCUCCAAGUGUGAGUUUUGGCUUAAGGAGAUUGGCUUUCUCGGGUAUGUGGUUUCCGCGUCAGGCAUUGCCGUGGACAACAAGAAGAUUGAGGCUAUCACAGAUUGGGAAAGGCCAAAGAACGUGAAGGAGGUCCGCAGUUUCCUUGGGCUAGCGGGCUACUAUAGAAAGUUUGUGGAAAAGUUCUCAGUUUUGGCAUCGCCAUUGACGAAGCUCACUCGAAAAGGGGCUAAGUUUGUAUGGGAUGACCGAUGUGAGAAAGGUUUCCUUGAAUUGAAGAAGAGGUUGACUGAGGCACCGGUACUUGCACUACCAAAGCAAGGUAUGGGGUACGAUGUCUAUAGUGACGCGAGCAUCCAGGGGCUCGGUUGCGUGUUGAUGCAGUCGGGGAGGGUGAUUGCCUAUGCUUCACGACAGUUGAAGAAACACGAGGUGAAUUAUCCUACUCAUGACUUAGAGUUGGGGGCCGUGGUGUUUGCACUUAAAAUAUGGCGACACUAUCUCUACGGAGAGACGUGUCAUAUAUACACGGACCACAAAAGUUUGAAGUAUGUGUUUACCCAGAAGGAGCUAAACAUGAGGCAACGACGAUGGAUGGAGUUGAUAAAGGACUACCAUCUUGUGAUUGAGUAUCACCCGGGCAAGGCGAAUGUUGUGGCCGACGCCCUUAGUCGGAAGAGUUCGUCUGGGGCAUUGCUUGCCAACUUGAGAGCAUUGAGGGCUCGAUUGGAAGUGUCUACUGAUAGCGCCUUGGUGGCGAGGUUUGAGGUGAGGCCUACCUUACUUGAUGAGAUCAAGAAGGGGCAGAACCUUGAUGAUGAGCUCAAGAAGGUCCGAGAACGUAUGUUAGCGGGACCGGUGGAGGAUUUCCGUGAGAGGGACGAUGGUCUCUUGUUAUUUCGUGACCGAGUGUGCGUACCAUCGAAUGAUGAGCUCCGAAAGUCCAUCCUUGAGGAGGCUCAUUCAUCAGCGUAUGCUAUGCACCCGGGAGGCACGAAGAUGUACCGAGACUUGAAGGAGAGCUACUGGUGGUCAGGUAUGAAGAGGGAGAUAGCCGAGUACAUCAGUCGAUGCCUUACUUGUCAGCAGGUCAAAGCAGAACAUCAGCAUCCAUCGGGCUUGUUACAGCCACUUUCCAUUCCUGAGUGGAAGUGGGAGCAUGUGACUAUGGACUUCAUGGUAGGCUUACCACGGACGGUUCGGAACUACGACGCAGUUUGGGUAGUGGUUGAUAGGCUCACAAAGAGUGCACACUUCUUGCCUAUCAACACCACUUAUCCACUUGAGAGGUUAGCCAAGUUGUAUACGGAUGAGAUCGUGAGGCUUCAUGGGGUUCCAGUGACUAUUGUGUCCGAUAGAGACCCACGAUUCACAUCGCGCUUUUGGCCAAAAUUCCAAGAGUCUAUGGGAACGAGGUUGAAGUUCAGUACUGCUUUCCAUCCACAGACAGAUGGGCAGUCUGAAAGAGUUAUUCAGAUCUUAGAGGAUAUGCUGAGGGCUUGUGCAUUGGAGUUCCAAGGCAGUUGGGACAACCACUUAGCGCUUGUGGAAUUUGCCUAUAACAACAGUUAUCAGGCGAGUAUCGGCAUGCCUCCAUACGAGGCAUUGUAUGGCAGGAGAUGUCGUACACCGUUAUGUUGGGACGAGGUUGGCAUGGCCAAACUCGAGGGUACUGAAUUGGUGGAGAUCACCAAGUCAAAGGUGAAGUUGAUUCGAGAGAGGCUUAAAACGGCACAAGACAGACAGAAGAGCUACGCCGAUAAACGUCGGAGAACCUUAGAGUUUAAAGUUGAUGACGAGGUGUUUCUUAAAGUUUCUCCUUGGAAAGGGAUCAUCCGGUUCCACAGCCGAGGGAAGCUUAACCCACGCUACAUAGGGCCAUUCAGAAUUCUAGAGAGAAUUGGGGCCGUGGUGUAUCGUCUACAGUUGACUCCCGAGUUGGAGAAGAUUCAUAAUGUGUUUCACGUAUCCAUGCUUAAGAAGUAUGUGCAUGAUCCUUCUCAUGUGUUGGAGAAGCCGCCCGUAGAGGUGCGUGAAGACUUGAACUAUGCCGUGCAACCGGUAAGAGUUAUUGACAGAAAAGUGAAGAAACUGAGGAGUAAAGAGGUUCCAAUGGUUAAAGUCCUUUGGAAGAGUGACCGGGUCGAAGAAGAGACUUGGGAAACGGAGGCUUUGAUGAGGAAGCAGUAUGCAUUCCUAUUCGAGUAGCGUUGUGAAUUUCGGGGACGAAAUUCCUGUUAAGGGGGGGUGAACUUGUGACACCGCACCCGUGUGUACCCGAAUUUACUAUUUGAAAGUUUCGUAAUUGAUGUUUUGAACUUGUUAUUACCAGCUGUGUGUAACACGUGUGUUAUCUUAUGUAACUCAUGCUUUGACGUUGUGUGAAACGAGUAGUGUUUGAUGUAACUUGUGGUUGUUAACCUAUCGUUGGGAUCCGUGUUUCGUGAGUGAGUUUCCAAAUACUGAUGUGGGCCAUCUUGGUUAGUAUAAGAGCCCGAUGUUAUAUGGAGAAGAGUCGCAUUACGAAGACACAAAUAAUAAGACUCAAUUUUACUCUGUAAGGAAUUAUCAGUAAGGAUUUUCCUUCCGGGCCGACUUGGACCGAAGGGGGUGCGUACCACACCUCCUUGGCACUUAUGAGACAAAGAGAAUAUUGUAUGUUGACUUUUGGGGCGGACCAUGAUGGAGUGGGGUUGUGUAGAGAAUAAAAUGAUAAGGGUUGGACCCCAUUUGUACUUAUUUAGUAAGACUUGGUGGAGAAUUAUCCACACCUCACUCAACCCACUCCACACAAAAGGAAUAACCUUUUGGGAGGCCUAAGAGUCAGCCUUAGUACCCCCCAUUCGAAUUUACUUGGCUUCUAAGAGAAGAGAACCGAUCAGAACAAAGAAAGAGAGAAAGGAGAGAGCAGUUCGCAGUUUUCGUCACUGUGCGUAGGGUUGAUUGUUCAGCCCAUAUCUUGAGCUUCACUAGUUCAAAUCAGGCGUGUGAGGUGUCCAGAGAAAGCUCUUAAAACAAGGAUUCUGGAAUGGUGUAGAUCGCGACGAUCGGAGUUGAGGAAGGCUUCCAAAUCUGCGUUGGAAAGUACGACCCUGCAGCAGGGUUUCUUCUUCUCUAGGGGAAGAGAACUCGCCGGGGAACACCUCUUCGAGAGGGCUGUUUAGUUUCGUGGCAGGAGGGUGGAGCCAACUGCUGGGAGCAGGCUACUGCUCACCCAUCCUUAAGCGAGGAGUCGGCUGCCAACCUUUUCUUGGCCGAGGCGUGAUCGUUGGAGCGAGAAAGGAAGGCUAAAGCUCAUUAAGGUUGAGGCUUGAGCUUGCUACCUGUGCCCGUUGCUCGGGUGAUCAUUCGGAGAGAAGACGUGGUUCGUGCUUUCUCCAUUCUGUUUGAAUAAUAUUAAAACAUGCUCAUGGAUAUUUUACUAUAGAGCCUGCGUGCUCAUGAAUAGCCCUGUGUGGCCCUUUGUUUUAAACAAUGUUUCCGCUGCAUUAUGAAUUACUUAUUAUGUUUGUUUAUGGAUGUUAUAUGUGUGA